AUGCGUUGUGCCAUGCUGCUCCUGCUGGUCUUCGCGGCGGCGCGCACCGCCGUCGUCCUCACCGACGAGGCCCCCGAGGUUCUGAUCGGGAGCACCAACGCGACCUGGGCGAAAGGCCAAGCGUAUAUAAGAGAACUUGAGGAAGUGAAGCUCCUCAAGAACCUUUCACACCCCAACAUUGUGGUAUUUGAUGAUAUUUCUGCAAAGCCUUCGGGCAGAGGAUGGGAGCGGUGUGGUACAUCCACCUGGUUGUGGAAUUACAUUGCGCUCCACUACUCUGAAAUUAGUCCAGAGAUCAAGGUUUUAGAACCAUCGUCUGCCGCCAUCGUCGACGUGGUUUCCAUGAUGUCGGGAAGGUGCGGGGGCAUGGGAGCUACUUCUCAGCCUUGCCAGUCGACGACGGCAGAGUUAAGUUACAACACUAUGUGUAUUUCUUAUUAUCUCAUGAAACUUGUGACCAACAUGGUAUGUGUUUCAUAUUAUUCUCAAUCUUCAAAUGUUGUGAUGUGGUCUUUGCACAUCAUUAACCUUUGGUGCGUUCAUUUGUAUCAAGUGUUUAGAGUUCAUAGAAGCCCGGGGGUGCACAUUUCCAAGGUGAAAAUGGUGCAGUGUAUCACAGUUUUUGGAAGUUACACAAAGACGGGACAAGAUUGUUUAGUGGAUGGCCGAAAUUAUUGUAAGGUACCAUCUACAAGCUUGAGUAUGGUGUGGAUAGCUUCAAACAUGGCCAAGGCCCAUGUUGGUGUGGCCCCAAUCAAGUUGUACAACGGACACAAUUUGCAGGAUAUUGAAGUAAAGGACAACUUAUUGCUCCCCGCCACUCUACACACCAUGGAUUGCACUAACAACUCAUCCCCACGUGAAAGACUCCCUAGCUAGGUCGCAAGCGGAACAUCCCUCAACACCAAGAGACUCGACGAGGACAUGGACGUCCUUUCCUGUGAGCAACCAUCAAUCUCCCACUAUUUGCUUACAUUCCACCAUUGUGAAUGAUAUAGUUCUACUGAUUUCAUUGCCUCCCCAUGGAUGGUUUUAACAUGUCAGAGAUGGAGAAUCAUCAUGCAGCUGCAUCUCCGUAAGGAUCAUGGAAACAUUCCCUGUUUAAAGAUGAGAUGAGCAUAAUAUAUCUAGAGUUGAAGUAGGGGAGAUCGGCGUGGCUAAAUCCUUUUUGCAUGGCGUGGAAGGCUGCUGAUUGUCCCAACGUUCUUUUUUCUGCAAGAGUAAAUCAUGUCUGGUACUUGACUAUAAUGAUUGUUUCCAACAUUUGAAGAGGUUGGCACAUGCAUUUAUGUAUCCGUCUUUUAUAUAUUGGGAAGUUUUUUAAGUGCAGUUACCAAGCA
This is a messenger RNA of Hordeum vulgare subsp. vulgare (domesticated barley), 1340 nucleotides long. RefSeq lists its product as uncharacterized. The record is from RefSeq and is a predicted model, not a curated record. The coding region runs from base 1 to 879 and encodes 292 amino acids. The transcript has 12 exons. NCBI's taxonomy places the organism in Eukaryota, Viridiplantae, Streptophyta, Magnoliopsida, Poales, Poaceae.